UCAUAGUUCCGACAAUCCCCGCCCUCUCGAGUGGAUUGGCUUGCGGGGAAAUUCGAUGCUCAACGAUUGGAUAGUUGAGAAGUCGUUCAUGUAGCCGUUAAGAACCUGACUGGAAAGUGACACCGCGUAGAAGACAAAGCUAGCGCAAAUAACGAUGUGUUUAACGUUCAUUAAUGUAGUUAUUACAUAAUAGACAAACUAUAAGACAUUUAUAACGUUAUGAAAUUAUAAAGACACUGAUCAUUGAGAAAACAAAAACGCUGUACGGUUCGCGGAGGGUGUGUUCGGUGUGGAAUGAAUACAGUUCAGGUCUCGUGUACUGCACCGUGUAACUGUGCGCGUGUUUUGCGUGACGGGGACGAACAGCGCCUCUGAGCGCCGUAACGCACCGAGACCGAGUUUGUGUAUUAGGCACGUGAGGAGGAAGACUAUGAGCAAGAAGUUGAAGGAUGAAGAGCACAUGAGAGGAAUGGCCAAAUUGAAAGGCAAACGGAGAGAGAGAUCAGAGUCGGAGAGGGACUCUGGCUUCUCAGACGCCAGCUCUGAGCAUAUGAGUGCCAUUGAUCAGACAGACCCGGACGAGGCUUCAUGUUCUGUGGGAUCCUCAGGGUCUGGAUCACAACCUUCUCAACUGGCUGCUGUGGUAGGGGGCGGGGCUCUGCAGGGUCUUUCACCAAUGAUCAUCAUGAAUAAUGUCGUUCUGAAACAGUCUGGUGAGAACCCUUCAUCUUUAAAACCCUGGAGCUUCAGUCCAGCUGUUGAGAUGGUUCAGCAACCUCAGGUCGUCUUCCUCCAACCCAUGAUUCCCCAAAAAACCGCUGCAGUGUCAAAGGGACCUCCUUCCAAACGGCGUCUACACAAAAAGUACCUACCCAUCCUCAAAUCCUACCCCAAAAUUGCCCCUCACCCGGGAGAAAAUCCAAAGAAGGGAAGCAGCACCGGUAGCAGAUCCACGUCCAGCUCCAGUUCCUCUCAGAGAGACGUGGGACACAGCGAGUCCUCUGAUGCGCCAGCCGUGGCAACGUUACCCAGCUCCUUGCCUGCAGCCGCACCUACCCACAAAGCCUCCGCUAAUUCAGGUGAUAGUAGCUCUCUGCAUGGCGAACGACAGACGAGCGCGAGAAGCUCCGAAUCCACAGAUGACUGUCCUGACCCGACCUCACGGGCGCUCGCUCCUAGUUCACGAUGCGUUUCUGCCAGUGGCACGGACAAUAAGUUAAAGCGAUUCUGUAACACCUACAAUAUUCUCAGUAAGUCAGGGCUGUUGGACAUCACGUUACGCACGAAAGAGUUAAUUCGGCAAAACCGACGGACACAGAGCGAGCUGGAGCGGCUGCGUGAACACGCUAACCUGUAUGUAGCCGCUCUUCAGACGGGAGAUUCUGCAAUCUGGAGCAGGCUGCAGAUGAGCGUGAUGGAGGAGAACUGAACAUCAUGACAGACUCUUCACUGACGACACACAGAAAACGUGGACACGAUGAGCUUAUAAAGCUGUCUGUUCUCAAUGUUCGUCAAAAAAACAAUGCACCUUGUGAUUGUUGGAUUUAAUGCGUGUUAAACUUUGAUCUAAUAAUAAGAAUAUUAUAGCAGUUAUCCAAGUGAUACGAGCGUAGCUCCAGACUUAAGGUCAAACCAAACCAAUACCUGGUUUAAUAACUUGUUAGAUGAUGGUGUAGUUUGUACAGAUUCACGUCCAAAUGCUUUAGCUUUAACCCAUACAGUAAUAAGCUAUGUUGUGUUUAAGGCGUCAUCUGUUUUUGAUGUACGAGGUUGAACUUAAUCCUUUCUAAACGUAAAUGUCUAUUAGAUCUUAUUCAUAUAAGUUUCUCUUUAGUAACAUAACAUUCAGCUUAAUGCAUGAAUGAUGUUGUAAAGUAUUUACACAGGAAAUGAUUCUUGUGUUUUUUCUAAAUGAUGUCUGUUGACGCUGUUUCUAAAACCCAAUGACAUCUCUAUAAACCCAUACUGUAUGAAUCCAUUAUACCUGCUCUCCUAAUACAACAUUUCUUGAUUAAUGAUUUUGUUUUUUACCAAGAGACCAGAUUGUAAGGCAGCGUUGCAUGUGUCCCCAACAGAGUGGGCUAUCCCAGAAUGCUUUGCAGCAAGCUAAACGUUACAAUCUAUCAGCAGCUUGGCUUGUUUCUCUGGAGUCUGAAGAUGAUCAUCCUCAUGAUCUUUAGUUCAGUGUCAACUACAAAUAAAUUUCAUUUAGUCCUGAAAAAUUGGAGAAACUGAAACAUUGAAAUGAUUACAAAGAAACUUGUUAGUUGACUUAUUGUGUGUUUGCUGUGUAUUUAAGAAGACUAAUAUAUAUAUUCAGAUCCUGUAGACUUUACAUGAGGAGGUUUGUUAUAUUAAAGGCAAAUACUGUAGAGGAGUUUGUGGUGUUAAUGUGCUGCGUGAGUUGAAUGUUCAUCAUGUUUUCUUGUAACAUUUGAUUUUGCUGCUUUGUAAACUCAUCAUUCCAGAGCUCCAAUAUGACCUUCAUAAUAAUUCACUCUUGAACUGAAAUGCAGAAAAGAUUCAUCGUCCCGUCUGCUUGACAACAUUUUUAACAUCAUCAUAACAACUUUAUUAAAGAUUGUUUAAAUAUG
Misgurnus anguillicaudatus (oriental weatherfish) is the source of this 2594-nucleotide messenger RNA. It is a transcript of the gene cipcb, whose product is annotated as CproteinK-interacting pacemaker b. Gene Ontology annotation, cellular component: nucleus. NCBI's taxonomy places the organism in Eukaryota, Metazoa, Chordata, Actinopteri, Cypriniformes, Cobitidae. Gene Ontology annotation, biological process: negative regulation of circadian rhythm; negative regulation of DNA-templated transcription. The record is from RefSeq and is a predicted model, not a curated record.